Anguilla rostrata (American eel) is the source of this 2544-nucleotide messenger RNA. RefSeq names its product extracellular calcium-sensing receptor-like. The transcript has 6 exons. NCBI's taxonomy places the organism in Eukaryota, Metazoa, Chordata, Actinopteri, Anguilliformes, Anguillidae. The record is from RefSeq and is a predicted model, not a curated record. Gene Ontology annotation, biological process: G protein-coupled receptor signaling pathway. Bases 4 to 2544 code for a protein of 846 amino acids. Gene Ontology annotation, cellular component: plasma membrane. Gene Ontology annotation, molecular function: G protein-coupled receptor activity.
GCAAUGCUGUUCUGUGCUGCAUGGCUCAUUUUCAACAUUGCUUUAAGUGACCAGAAGGAUCUUUGUCAAAUGCUGGGGACCCCUGAAUACCCCCUGCUUUCCAAGGGUGGUGAUGUUACUAUUGGAGGAGCUUUUUCCAUACACAGCCAAAUAUCAGUGUCAGCACCCUCCUUCAAAAAAGACCCAGAACGUCCAGCUUGCACCAGCCUUAACCUCAGAGAAUUCCGUUUUGCUCAGACCAUGAUCUUUGCUAUUGAAGAGAUUAACAACAGCAGCAGUCUACUGCCCAACAUAUCCAUUGGAUAUAAAAUCUACGACAGCUGUGGAUACACUCUGUCCUCCAUGAGGACAGCUAUGGCUCUGAUGAAUGGAGAGGAGGGAAAGGAGGGAAAGCUGUGUUCUGGCAGUCCUGCAGUACAUGCCAUUAUAGGAGAAUCUGAGUCCUCCACAACCAUAGCCAUGGCAAGGAUUACUGGCCCUUUCCACAUUCCAGUGAUCAGCCACUUUGCAACAUGCGCAUGCUUGAGCAACAGAAAAGAAUUCCCCACAUUCUUCAGAACCAUUCCCAGUGACUAUUACCAGAGCAGAGCACUGGCUCAGCUGGUGAAGCACUUUGGCUGGACAUGGGUAGGAGCAGUGAGAAGUGACAAUGACUAUGGCAACAAUGGGAUGGCUACAUUUUUGGAGGCUGCCCAAUAUGAGGGGGUAUGUAUUGAGUAUUCUGAGGCUAUUUCGAGAACAAAUCCAAGAGAAAAGAUUGCUAGGGUCGUUGAAAUUAUUAAAAGGUCCACUUCAAAUGUACUGGUGGCCUUCCUGGCCCAGGGGGAGAUGGAAGUGUUACUAGAGGAAGCUUUAACUCAGAACGUGACAGGGCUGCAGUGGGUGGGAAGUGAGUCCUGGAUCACAGCCAGACAGCUAGCUUCCCAGAGAGCAUCUACAGUCAUAAGCAGUGCAAUUGGUUUCACCAUCAAAAAGUCUAAAAUACCAGGCCUCCGGAACUUCUUGACAAAUGUCCAUCCCUCUAAAAGCCCAAGCAAUGCUCUCCUGAGAGAGUUCUGGGAGGUGGCAUUCGGAUGCAAGUUUUCCCCUCAGUUGUCCAAUACGAAGAUGUGCUCAGGCUCAGAGAAACUGGCUGAGCUAAACAACCAGUACACGGAUGUCUCAGAGCUCAGGAUUUCCAACAAUGUGUAUAAGGCUGUGUAUGCCGUGGCCCAUUCCCUUCAUAACCUACUGGCAUGUGAAACCCCCGAGAAUCACACAUGUGCCAGGAAGGAUAUCGAACCUGGCCAGGUUGUACAUUAUCUUAAAGGUGUAAAUUUCACGACUGGCACUGGCGAUCAUGUGUACUUCAACUACAAUGGAGAUCCAACUGCACAAUAUGAACUGGUCAACUGGCAGCAAAAUGAUGUUGGAAAGACAGAGUUUGUGACUGUGGGUUACUAUGAUGCAUCACUUACAAGUGGACAGCAGUUUUCCAUCAAUCCCACCAAAAUUUUGUGGGCUGGUGAUCCCUUCACAAAGCCAAAGUCAGUGUGCAGUGAGAGUUGUCCCCCAGGCACUCGGCAGGCUGUGAUUAGAGGGAAACCCAUUUGCUGCUUCUCCUGUGUCCCGUGUGCCGCUGGGGAGAUCAGCAACACCACUGAUGCUGUUGAUUGCACGAAGUGUCCUCUGGAAUACUGGUCAAGUGAAGACCGUAGCCAUUGUGUUCUGAAGCAAGUGGAGUUCCUUUCAUUUGGAGAGACCAUGGGAAUUGUGCUAACUGUGUUCUCUGUUACUGGUGCUUGUUUAACAUCAGGAAUCGGUCUAAUUUUCUUUCUUUUCAAAAAAACCCCCAUUGUGAAAGCCAACAAUUCAGAGCUGAGCUUCCUGCUGCUCUUUUCAUUGAAACUGUGUUUCCUUUGCUCUCUUACCUUCAUCGGCCGGCCCUCUGAGUGGUCCUGUAUGCUGCGCCACACUGCGUUUGGGAUCACCUUUGCUUUAUGUAUUUCUUGCAUCCUAGCAAAGACUAUAGUUGUGGUGAUGGCCUUUAAAGCUACAGUUCCAGGUAGCAAUGUGUCACAGUGCACUGUGCCCUUACAGAGGUUCAGUGUGUUUGGCUCCACACUCCCACAAGUGGUGAUAUGCACUCUGUGGAUAGCACUUGCCCCUCCAGUUCCACACUCUCGCUUCACAGAGAAAAUCAUUCUAGAAUGUGAUGUAGGAUCAGCAGUGGGGUUCUGGGCUGUAUUGGGUUAUAUUGGGCUCCUCUCUAUAUUGUGCUUUGUUUUAGCUUUUCUGGCUCGUAAGCUGCCUGACAACUUCAAUGAAGCCAAAUUCAUCACAUUCAGCAUGCUCAUAUUCUGUGCAGUCUGGAUCACUUUUAUACCAGCUUAUGUCAGCUCACCAGGAAAGUUCACUGUAGCUGUGGAGAUCUUUGCAAUUUUAGCUUCUAGUUUUGGCUUACUGUUCUGUAUCUUUCUCCCAAAAUGUUAUAUAAUAUUAUUCAGACCGGAGCAAAAUACAAGAAGACAUUUAAUGGGUAAAAAAGAUAUGAAAUCUCAGUGA